AUGGCCUUCACCGACUACAGCGAGCGCGCCUCUCGGAUGAUCCGCCGCUGGUCUGGCGUGCGCGACCCGCCGCGCAAGCCCUCCCAGCAGCAGGAGCUGCCUCGCGUUUGCGUUGCCCGACGGCCGCCCUCGCUGUGGCUGCCGGCCCUCUACAGAGUAGCUCUGCGGCUGGCAUCGCUGUGGCGGCGAAUCGUCUCGCUGGCUCCAGUCGCGAAGCUCCUUUGCGCGCCUGCCGCCGAGGACGAGUCGAGCCAGCCCGCUCCUUUCCAGGACGAGUACGUGGAGCCGGCCCGCUCCAUUCCAGUCUCAGACACGUGCGACGUGCUCGUUGUCGGUGGCGGGCCUGCCGGCCUGUCUGCGGCGGUCGCGGCUGCCCGCGCGGGUGCGAGCACGAUGCUGAUCGAGCGGCACGGCUGCUUUGGCGGCUGCAUCACAACGGUCGGCAUGGAGACGCUCGGCUGGUACCGCUACGAGGGAGUGGUGGAGUGCGAGACGGGCAUAGGCAUGGAGAUGGAACGGAUGGCCGCCCGGAUGGGCGGGACAGUCAAGUGGCCAUUCAACUCGUCCGAGUGCCUCGACGCGGACUACUUCAAGAUUGUCGCCGACCACCUCGUCUCCGACGCGGGCGUGAAGCCUCUCCUCCACACCAUCGUGGUCGAGGCGAUCCACGAGGGCGGCGCGCUCGCGGGCGUCAUCGUCGAAAACAAGUCCGGCCGGUCGGCUGUGCGGGCGAAGCGCGUCAUCGACUGCACGGGCGACGCCGACGUUGCCUAUCUCGCCGGUGCGCGCUGCACCAAGCGCGACCGGCGCGAGCGGAUGGGCGUGAGCACCGUCUUCUCGUGCAGCGGCGUCGACAAGCAGGCCUUCAUCGACUACACCGAGACAAACCCCGCCACGUACAAGACGUGGUCGCGUCGCGGCGGGGAGUGGUGCCAGCAGACGGCCGACAAGGAGGAGCACCUUCGCUCGCCCUUCCUGCAGGAGGAGUUCGAAAAGGCGAUCGCCGCCGGACCGGGGGUGGACGGCACCGACGCGGCGGAGCUUACCCGCGCCGAGAUGGAGGGGCGCGCGCAGACGCUCCAUGCGAUCGCGGCGCUCAAGCACGCGGUGCCGGGCUUCGAGAAGAGCAAGCUGCGCAACUUCGGGAUGCAGGUGGGCGUGCGGGACACGCGCAAGAUCGUCGGCCGGUACGAUCUGGUCGGGGAGGACGUGCGCGGCGAGGCGCGCUUCGACGACUCGGUCGGCAUCUUUCCGGAGUUUGUCGACGGCUACAAUAUCCUCAUCCUGCCGACGACGGGCCGCUACUUCCAGGUGCCGCUGCGCUGCAUGCAGUCGCCCGACGUCGACAACCUCCUCGUCGCGGGCCGCUGCGUCGCGGGCGACAAGGUGAGCCACGCGGCGAUGCGCAACAUGAUGGCGUGCACCGUCACGGGUCAGGCGGCCGGCACGGCCGCCGCGGUCAGCAUCCGCGAGGGCACGAGCACGCACCACGUGCCUGUGGAUGCGGUGCAGCGCGAGCUGGUGCAGCAGGGGGUUCGCAUCUCCUGA
Molecule: messenger RNA, 1548 nt
Organism: Emiliania huxleyi CCMP1516
Lineage: Eukaryota; Haptophyta; Isochrysidales; Noelaerhabdaceae
Exons: 2
Coding region: 1-1548 (515 amino acids)
Source: RefSeq, a predicted model, not a curated record